AUGGCGUCUUCGUUGCCACAAGAGCUUCUGUCGUUGAUCGCAAAUCACAUCACUGGAAAGAAUGAGAAACUCACUCCAUAUACACUGGUCAACAAAUCUUGGCAAGCUGCGUUCGAGAGAAGGAUGUAUUCUUCGCUUGUGGUACUCAGUCCGUCAGAUGUGGACUAUAUUACAGUCGGUCCUACUGAGCAACACAAAAAACGCGGUCUUUCCUUAUCAAGGCUCGAUGAUAUUACUAGUGGACCCCAGGACUGGCGACAGGCUCGACGCACUUAUAUCCGACACAUUCUCUACAGAGUUGCGGUACCCCACUACUUGGAAGAAUGCCGCCGCGGGGACGACGAUUAUACUUACGACAACAUCUGGCACCGCGAGAACAAUCUAGCUUUCUCUCAUGGUAUGCGGGCUUUGUUUGACUACCUGCCACGAUUGGUAGAUCAAGCCAUCUCGCUUGAUAUUGCUCUGCAAGCAGAGACUGCAUAA
Molecule: messenger RNA, 483 nt
Organism: Aureobasidium musti
Lineage: Eukaryota; Fungi; Ascomycota; Dothideomycetes; Dothideales; Saccotheciaceae
Source: the annotation of a GenBank genome assembly